UGAUAAUUGUUCCCAAAGGAAGCAUAAGGUGAAUAAAACGGACAUUGAAAAUGUUCAAAUAAAUAAACAUGUAGAGUUACACAACAGAUCAGUGAUCCUGUCCCAAGGAUCUUCGAGAGGAAGUUGAGAGGUCAGUCUGGAGUUAGCCAACACGUCUGGAUCCAUGACAGGUACUUUGAAGAGGUCAUAAAAAUGGAUGAAGUAUAUAAAACUAGGUGACCGGUGACAUUCUGCUUCUCUAUCAGAGCUCUGUCCCGUCAAUCAUUUACCGUUCCACAAUGUGACAGGAAGCCGGUCCGGUUAUCGGUCCACAGUGAGGAAGAAGAGGCUCCGGAGGGUUCAGUCUGUCUGCAGUCUGCUGGCUGGAGGAGGCUCAGCGAACAGCGCUCAGGAAACCAACCAGGUGACACCCAUCAGAGGAGCUGCAGGUGCUCUUCUACCCGGUAACAGGCGGCAGGCUCCUCUGGCUGGAUAUGACGUGUGAUCCUGAAGCCUCCACCGCCAGGUGAGCCCUCCUGCAGCAGGUCUCUGGGUGCGGCCCCGUGUGGGAGGGGUCCCCUGACGCCGCGCCAUGCCCUCCCCGGCUCACGCCGUCCAUGCCCAGCUCGGGGCCAUGUGGCUGGGCUGCGUGGGCUGGGCGCUGACGGCGGUGGCUCUGGGGCUGGUGCAGUGGAGGGUGUGGCUGGUGUCCGACAGGGAGGCCAUCAGCUCGGGGGUGGCGUGGGUGGGCCUCUGGCGGGCCUGCUUCUACAGCCACACCCACGUGACCCCCGGCCUCCUGGUCAUGCACUGUGAGUCCAUGGGCCUGACGGAGGCCUUCACGCCGCCGGAGGUGGCGGCGGGGCAGGUCCUCAUGCUCGUGUCUCUGCUGGCGGGAAUCGGUGGGAACGCCGCCGCCGUCUACGCCUUGAGGAACGCGUUCUUCGGGAUGGGGAGGGGCUCCCCGAUCCGCUCGGCCUUCGUCGCCGCCGGCGUUCUGUGUCUGCUGGCCGGCGCGGCGUCGCUCGCGCCUCUCCUGUGGAAUCUGAGCUCGGUGGCGACCAAUCAGACCGUCAAGUUCCCCCCCCGGUUCAAGAUGCCCCCGGCUCCGGAUUCUCAGCACAUGGGGUGGGGCAUCUUCGUGGGGCUGGUGGGGACGGUCCUCAUGGUCGUCUCCGGGGUCGUUUUCUGUACCUACAGGUCACCGAAGAGGUCACGGCACCUGGACUCUGCCCUCUCAGGGGGGGCCGGGGGGGAGGACAACCUGGCGUUUGAGUCUCAGGAUCACCUGUGAUCUGAUUGGACGAUACACACGACUCAUGAACUCUGAGGACUUUAAAAAAAGCUUCAUUUGCCAAAUGAGAUUAAACUGAAGACGAUGUUUGAAUGAGA
This is a messenger RNA of Pseudoliparis swirei, 1371 nucleotides long. Its product is annotated as claudin-34-like. The record is from RefSeq and is a predicted model, not a curated record. Gene Ontology annotation, biological process: cell adhesion; bicellular tight junction assembly. Gene Ontology annotation, cellular component: plasma membrane; bicellular tight junction. The coding region runs from base 572 to 1273 and encodes 233 amino acids. Lineage: Eukaryota; Metazoa; Chordata; Actinopteri; Perciformes; Liparidae. The transcript has 2 exons. Gene Ontology annotation, molecular function: structural molecule activity.